AAGGUAUCGCGAUUGGAGUUGAAGUUCCGGACCCAUGCUCAUUAUGUAACGAAGAAUUAUUUUUUGAGUCUAUAAAAAACCAUUUACCACUCUACGAAUCGACCAUAUAUUCCAUCGUGCUUGUCUUGAAAAAAAGCAUAAAUGGUAUAGAAAUUUAUCCUGUUAAGAAUCGUUCAAAAGAUUUUGAAUUGGAGGAUGUUGAAUUAUCGAAACUACCAUCUUUUCCAUUUCAAGAUAGGAUGAGUAUUGAUA
Molecule: messenger RNA, 252 nt
Organism: Dentiscutata erythropus
Lineage: Eukaryota; Fungi; Glomeromycota; Glomeromycetes; Diversisporales; Gigasporaceae
Source: the annotation of a GenBank genome assembly